UCUAACAUGGCCCUGGCAGGAAAUGCUCCAAGGAUGGUUGUUGCUCCCAGUUCCAUUUGGAAUGGCCCUCUAUCAGCUCCACUGCCAAAACCAACUUUUCAUCUGAUAUUUCUGAAAGGACAACCAAAGGCUCUUGGGAUAAGUCAGAUUUUGAUGGCCUACCUGCAAGUUGCAUUUGGGAUUGUGCUGGUGUUCACGGAUUCUGUUUACCUGCAGAGUAUAUCAGUGCAAAUUGCAAUCCCCUUUUGGGCAGCUGUGGCAUAUAUUUUCUCUGGGUCCAUGUGCAUUGCAGCAGAAAAGAGUGAAUCACGCUGUCUGGUUGGAACUAGCUUGGCCCUGAACAUUAUCAGUGCAGUGAUAUCCGCGGUGGAGAUUGUGAUUCUUUUAGUGGAUGUGGUCAUGAAUGGAUAUUCCACCUGCUAUGACGCCUGCGCUACAAUAUGGGCUGUUAGAGAGACAAUUUUCAUAUCACUGAUCAUAGCAACCAUGCUACAGCUGUGUUUGUCCAUCUCCAUCUCAUCAUUUGGAUGUAGCUCAAUGAUUGGAAAUUCUAUUCCACAGCAGCAGGUGUUUGUGAUCGGGAAUAGUGGCCUGGAAAGAAAUGUACAUCCAACUGCUCCCAACCAAGGAAUGGCUAUUUCUCCUACAGUGAACCCAGCUCCUCAGUACCCCAUGUUUCCUUCCAAUUAUCAGAACUAGAUGGAUCGCAUUAUUCCCAUUAACAACACCCCACAGAAAAAAACUUGAGGAAAUGGCAGCUAAAGCUAAAGCAGAGUAAACCAAUUUUUUCCCGAAAAUGUCAGUAUAAAUGAAUGUCUACCCAGCAGCACCUUAAAAUAUAGUUUAUUCUUAACCACUUAAAUUCCGGGCAUUUUCACCCCCUUCCUGCCCAGACCAAUUUUUAGUUUUCAGC
This is a messenger RNA of Rana temporaria (common frog), 913 nucleotides long. RefSeq names its product membrane-spanning 4-domains subfamily A member 4D-like. Gene Ontology annotation, cellular component: membrane. The record is from RefSeq and is a predicted model, not a curated record. The transcript has 6 exons. NCBI's taxonomy places the organism in Eukaryota, Metazoa, Chordata, Amphibia, Anura, Ranidae. Bases 7 to 699 code for a protein of 230 amino acids.